AUGUCGCAGCAGUUGGUGCCGUGGGUGGAGAAGUACCGCCCGAAGUCGAUGGCGGAGAUCGUCGGCAACGCCGACGCCGUGGCGCGGCUGCAGGUCAUCGCGCAGGAGGGCAACCUGCCGAACCUGCUGCUCUGCGGCCCGCCGGGGACCGGCAAGACGACGAGUGUCCUCUGCCUCGCCCGCGCGCUGCUCAGCGACCAGGACGGCGGCGGCACGGCGGCGCUCAAGGAGGCCGUGCUGGAGCUCAACGCCAGCGACGACCGCGGGCUGGACGUGGUGCGGGAGAAGAUAAAGCUCUUUGCCCAGACGAAGAAGACGCUGCCGCAGAAGUUCAACGCGCGCACGCAGCAGCGGGUCAACCUGCACAAGAUUGUGAUUCUGGACGAGGCGGACAGCAUGACCCCGGCGGCCCAGCAGGCCCUGCGACGCACGAUGGAGCUUCACUCCAGCACCACCCGCUUCGCCUUUGCCUGCAACAACAGCCACAAGAUCAUUGAGCCAAUUCAGUCGCGCUGCGCCGUGGUGCGCUUCAAGAAACUCACGCACGCCGACAUAUUGAAGCGGGUCAUGUAUAUUAUUCAGCAGGAGAACGUCACCUACACGGAUGACGGGCUGGAGGCGCUGCUGUACCUCGCGGAGGGCGACCUGCGGGCUGCCGUGAACGCCCUGCAGGCGACACACUCCGGCUACGGCAUGGUGAACGCGGAGAACGUCUUCAAGGUCUGCGACCAGCCCCACCCGCUGCUCGUGGAGACCAUCAUGGACGGCUGCGUGCGGAAGCGGGACCUGGCGGCGGCACACAAGGAGAUGCAGCGGCUGCUGGGCCGCGGCUACGCGGCCUCGGACGUCAUCUCCACCUUUUUUAGGACGGCGCAGAAUCCCAAGUUGUUCCGCAGCGAGCAGCAGCAGCUGGCGGUGCUGCGCAUCAUUGGCGAGACCACCAUGCGCAUCGCCGAGGGCGUGGGAACCCCGCUGCAGCUUGCCAACAUGCUGGCCCGCAUCACCAUGGUCGCCGUAGACUGA
Messenger RNA from Trypanosoma conorhini, 1023 nucleotides. Its product is annotated as putative replication factor C, subunit 4. The transcript has a single exon. Gene Ontology annotation, biological process: DNA repair; DNA-templated DNA replication. The record is from RefSeq and is a predicted model, not a curated record. Gene Ontology annotation, molecular function: ATP hydrolysis activity; ATP binding; DNA binding. Gene Ontology annotation, cellular component: DNA replication factor C complex; nucleus. Lineage: Eukaryota; Euglenozoa; Kinetoplastea; Trypanosomatida; Trypanosomatidae. Bases 1 to 1023 code for a protein of 340 amino acids.